Molecule: messenger RNA, 904 nt
Organism: Colletotrichum phormii
Lineage: Eukaryota; Fungi; Ascomycota; Sordariomycetes; Glomerellales; Glomerellaceae
Exons: 1
Coding region: 329-793 (154 amino acids)
Source: RefSeq, a predicted model, not a curated record
CGUUCGGUUGCGGAAGAUAAAAGGGCGAGCGGAGGGGCCAGCUGAUUAACGGCGUAAGGUGAUAUUUCACCAGAGGUCUCGGUGGUCAAGAGGGGCUCGAAAAGGUCGGUCAAUAUUAAUGCGGUGCGGCUGCACGUUCUCGUUUGGGGGUUUAGAGCAAAGCAAGUGGUUCGCCUGGCAAUGUCUCGCUCGGAGCAAUAUCGUUGGUGGUGGUAGCGGUAGUUCGUGGUGGUGGUCUGGACCGACAAGGUUGAAUUACUGGUAGAGGUGCUUGUGACAGAGCACAAUCUUUUUGCUGAUCUCAAAGCUAGUGCGGGGAACUGCAGGCAUGCGGCAGGCGAAGAGAGCGCAAAAGACACGGCAUCCCCGUUGUGAUGGAGUGAUCGGCGAUCGUCUGAAGUCGAGGACGCUACAAAGUGCUGUAAUAACCAAACACACUACAGGUGGGUGGCAGACCAGACAACGAUUAUGGCCCGGGAGGAGGGCGGCUUGGAUUUGCAGGCGAAGCGAUGCGCUGAGAAGAGAUUGGGUGCCACCUGCAACAAAAGCAAAAGGCUGGGCAGGCCGCAGAACAGCAGACGAUGGGUGGCGUUUGCCUGAUGGGAUUUGCAGCUGGCGCGAUGCGGGUGCGAUGCGGCGGACGUCGCCGGAGCAAAGUGUACAAGCAGGGAAGUGUAGCGCCGCACAGGGGGAUGGAAAGUCGUAUUAUUCUCUGCGGAGGCGACUUGACCGGGAACGCGCUUUAACAAGCCGUGUAUUCGAGCAGAUAGCGGUGGAUAGACGGGAACCCUAGACCGGCGGGAGAAAUGCCCUAGCAGAUUGGCGGGCAAGAAAAAUUGUGGUAUCAGUGGGCGACCAUCUGAUGAGUCGACAAGAACUCCAAGCUGGUUGUGGCUGGCUGGCU